Molecule: messenger RNA, 879 nt
Organism: Paraphaeosphaeria sporulosa
Lineage: Eukaryota; Fungi; Ascomycota; Dothideomycetes; Pleosporales; Didymosphaeriaceae
Exons: 2
Coding region: 1-879 (292 amino acids)
Cellular component (GO): mitochondrion
Source: RefSeq, a predicted model, not a curated record
AUGCCCGCCGCGCUGCCGAGUCCGCCGUUACCAACGCCUUCCAUCUCCGCGAAAAGCGCGAAAGGAGAAUCGCCCAGGUCGUGGAAUACACAGAAGCUGGGGCUUAGGGUGGGCGCGGAUGCGCUGGCUGCAGGCGCAGCGGGUGUGUUGGUUGCGCCCAUCAUCACGAUGAUAGACAAGGGCAUUAUCGAGAAUGCGAGCGGGCGGAACACGCUGGGGGAGAGCUUGAAGAAGAGCGCGAGGGAGCUGUUGGUUCGCCCGCAUCGGUUUCUGGGGAGCAAGCCUUUUGCGCUGAUUUUCUCCCUCUACUUCGGCACCUACUUCACCGCCAACACCCUCGACACCGUCACCUCCACCCUGCACUCCACACCCCCUUCCACCACCACCGCCGGCACCCCGAAAUUCCUGGCCACGAGCUCCGCAAACCUCGCCCUCUGCCUCUACAAAGAUUCCCGCUUCACGCAGCUCUUCGGCUCCCCCGGCUCCGCCCGCCCCGUCCCCCUCCCCACCUUCGCUCUCUUCACCCUCCGCGACUGCCUCACCAUCUUCGCGUCCUUCAACCUGCCGCCGCUCCUCGCACCCUCCUUUGCUUCACACAUGGGCGAAGAAGCGCAGAAGUGGAUGAGCGCGGCGAGCGUGGCGCAGUUUGUCACGCCUGCCGCGGUGCAGGUGGUGAGCACGCCGCUGCACUUGCUAGGGCUGGAUUUGUAUAAUAGAGCUGGGGUGAGGUGGGGCGGGGCGGAUGGUAGGGCGAGGCGGGUGCUGAGGGACUGGGGGAUGGCGAGUUUCGCGCGGAUGGGGCGGAUAGUGCCGGCGUUUGGGGUGGGCGGUGUGGUUAAUACGAAGGUGAGGAGGGGCCUGAUGGGGCGGUUGGAGUAG